Paramecium sonneborni is the source of this 1047-nucleotide messenger RNA. Lineage: Eukaryota; Ciliophora; Oligohymenophorea; Peniculida; Parameciidae. The record is from the annotation of a GenBank genome assembly.
AUGCUUUUAUAGCUCCUCGCAUUUAAAAAUAAGAAUUUACUUAUUAGAGCUUUGACGAAUAAGAUUCAUGAACUGGAAUAUAAUUAAAAAUGUGACUAACAGUACAUCUAUGGUAAUAAUGAGGAUCUAGCAGUUGCUGGAUAACAAUUUCUUGAGUUUUAUUUCUAUGAUUUCAUGCUUCUAUAAGGGUAUAAUUCAAUUUAUAGUAUUAGAUAUCCUAAUCCUCUUUCAUGUUUUAAAAAGCCUAAUGAUAUAAUUUAACUAAGGUAGAGAUUGCUUAAUGAUUCAAAUUUAGCAGAUAUUGGGUUUUAAUUGGGUUUACCUAAAUUCUUGAAAGUUGGAAACUAAAUUCAUCUAAAGUAUGUUUCUAAUCUGUAUUUAAUUUAGGAAUAAUCAAAAAGUAUUGGCAGAUACUAUUAAAUCUUUGAUUGCUGCAUAAUAUUAUGAUAAAUAUUAGGAUUUAGAGUCUUUAAGAGACCUUUUACAUCCAGUGAUGGAUUUAUUAUUAAAUAAGUAGACUAUAGAAAAAAAUUUUUUUAUAGCAUUUAGUCAGAGUAAAUUCUCCAAACAAAAUACAAUCCUAAGUCCAAUUUUGUAGAGUAUUUAACUACAAUCAGAGAAGAAAUUGAAGUUUAACCAAUAUUAACAGUUGAAUGGAAAAAAAAUGAAGAGAAUAAUUUAUAGUCAAUGUUUUUAAUUACACUUGAUUUAUAAAUUAAAAACAAAAUGUUAUCUGAAGAUUAAAAAUUAAAAAUUUAAAAGUAAGGUAUUAGUAAGAGAAUUACUGAGUAAUAAAUUUAUUUAGAAGCUUUAUAAGAAUUAAAAAAUUGGUAAGAAACCUAAAAGAAUAAGUUUCUUCAAAUUUUAGAAUAAUAAUUUGAUGAUAAUAACAUUGCAUCUACUUCUGUUGAUUCAUAAUUUUUUAAUAAUACAAAUAAGUCUGUCUAUAAUUUUUUGGAGUAAUUUGAUAAUGAUGAAAAAUAGAAAGAAUUUUAUGAUUCAUUAUCAAAAGUGUUAACUUAAUUUGAAGAAAAGGAUGAAUUUUGA